AUGUUCACUUCAUCCUUCACACCAUUGAUGGAGGAAAACUCAAAUGAUUCGGGUUUUGGAUCGCUCGGCUCGUCGACACAAGAGAUGAACCCCGGAUCGCCGAUUGACUUUUCGGAACUCUACAAUGUGACGCCGGAAAAAAACGAGAGUGCUACAAAGUAUAUGUCGGAUGAGAUGUGCCAGAUGAAGUUGCAAUCAGGGCAAGCGAUCAGCAAAGUGCGUCGAUUGCCUUUUGGAGAAAAAACAAAUACGAGUAUUGUUGAUGAGUCACCGAGAAGUCGCUUUAACAAUGGUCUUUCUUUGAGUCGAAAUAAAUCGUUUAAGCCAUCAACGAGAAAGCGAUCACAAAUGACGCUUUAUGAGGCGACGAAACGCCUCAAGGAAGAGGAACACGAUAAUGAGGAAGCCAGUACCUCGUCGACUUUCAAUUUCACUCGUCCACUCCGUCCAUCUUUCCAACGCACACACUCCUGUCCAACUUUCCCUCAAUCACCAAUUUUUGGAGAAGCAUUCUACUCAUUGCCAAUUCUUGACACAAAUGAAGACUCAGCAUACAAGAGAAUUUCCGGCGAAACGAUUGCGAACUUAUUGAAAACGAUGACCAGAGAAGAGUUCAACGAACAAUAUGUGCUCAUCGAUUGUCGAUAUCCUUAUGAAUAUCAAGGAGGACAUGUUAAGAAUGCGAUUUCCCUUUUCGAUAGUGUUCACGAUAUUGAGAAAUGGGAUUAUACGGAGACACUUGAAACGAUUUUCUAUCCAGAAUGCUCGACUCAACGCCAACUGAUGCACACACGGAAACCCAUUUUCUACUGUGAAUACAGUCAGAAACGAGGACCAUCCAUGGCUCGUCUUUUGCGUGAAAUCGAUCGAUCUCGAAACUCCGAGAAUUACCCUCAUGUAGACAUCAAGGAAAUCUACGUGAUUGACAAGGGAUACAAGAAUUUUUUCGAGACUUUCGCCGCCAACUCAACGAACUCCUUUGAAAGUCUACAGGUGGUCGAGCCAUUCGGAUACGUGCCAAUGAACUUUCCCGAGCAUCUCGAGAAGCUAAAGAAGUAUUCAUUUCAUCGACGAACUUGCGGGACAUCGGUUCGACCGGCGAUGCGAAUCGCUCGAAUGGGACGAACAUUCUCAUGCAGUUUGGCAAGAAAACACGUGAAUUUAUCGCCAAGUGAUGAGCAUCCGUUGAAAUCGAGAAAGAGUCUCGAUUUUACCCCAGAGAGAAGCGAGCCUUUGCCCACACAUUUAGAGUUCUCC
Mesorhabditis belari is the source of this 1257-nucleotide messenger RNA. NCBI's taxonomy places the organism in Eukaryota, Metazoa, Nematoda, Chromadorea, Rhabditida, Rhabditidae. The record is from the annotation of a GenBank genome assembly.